AUGGAUUACUCAAAGUUUCUUAGUACUCGGAGCAAGGAGCGUAAAGAAUCACCUAUUCGUGCCUUGUUCAAAUAUGCUGUGCAAGAAGACAUGAUGCCACUUCAUGCUGGUCAGCCCAACCCUGAUACUUUUCCUUACGAGAGUAUGUCGGUGACAUUAAAAUCGGGCGAAACUAUUUCCUUUGACAAGGCUUUGUUUCAACGAAGUUUGAUGUAUGAUUUGACGUCUGGGUUGCCACCUCUCAAUGCAUGGCUCCGUGAGCUGCAAGAAUUGGAACACAAACCACCUCGCAAGGAUUUUGCAUUGUCCGUAGGCCCGGGAUCCCAAGAUUUAAUGACCAAAUCAUUUGAGAUGUUUGCAGAACCUGGUACAGCCAUGUUAAUCGAAGAUCCCACUUAUGCUGGCGCUUUAUCUUUUUUGAAUACAAUGCCGAUCGAUUUGGUUCCUGUGGGCACGGAUGCUGAUGGCAUCAUUCCCGAUAAUCUUGAACGUAUUCUUGAAACAUGGCCAGAGCACAAUCCUAACGGCAAAAAAGAUCAACCAAGACCCAACGUCCUUUAUACCGUUCCCGUGGGUGGCAAUCCUACAGGCGUAAGCUCAACGCUUGAUCGCAAAAAACGCAUGUACCAAGUGUGUCAAAAGUAUGACAUUAUCAUCAUCGAAGAUGAUCCAUACUACUAUUUGCAGUUCAAUGAGCAACGUACUCCAUCCUACUUCUCCAUGGAUGUGGAUGGUAGAGUACUACGUCUUGAUAGUAUGAGCAAGAUCUUAUCAUCGGGAAUGCGCAUUGGAUGGGUAACGGGUCCUCCUGCAUUGGUCAAUCGAAUCGAUGUCCAUACAGCGUCAAGCAACCUACAGCCCGCUGGCAUUCCACAAUUGAUGGCUUAUGGCUUGUUAGAAAAGUGGGGUCAUCAAGGAUUCUACAAUCAUGUUAGAUCGGUGGCAGAUUUUUACCGUGAGAAACGAGAUGUGUUUAUUCAAUGCAUGGAUAAACACCUGCAGGGGUUGGCCACGUGGGUGGUGCCAGAUUCAGGCAUGUUUGUGUGGAUCCGCAUGCUUGGAGGUAUCCAAGAUUCUCAAGAAUUGAUCCAUACAAAGGCGAUUGAAAAACGUGUGUUGGCUGUGCCUGGUGUUUCGUUUUUACCCAUCCCAGGCAAAACGGAGUAUGUGCGAGUGUCUUACAGCGCUAUUAGCAAUGACAAGAUGGAUGAAGCUAUACGUCGCUUAGCUGAAGUCAUUCGUGAAGGAGCACAAGAGAAUGCAAAUGCCAAUGGUAAUUAG
Messenger RNA from Lichtheimia ornata, 1281 nucleotides. RefSeq lists its product as uncharacterized. The transcript is spliced from 8 exons. Gene Ontology annotation, biological process: biosynthetic process. Gene Ontology annotation, molecular function: pyridoxal phosphate binding; transaminase activity. Lineage: Eukaryota; Fungi; Mucoromycota; Mucoromycetes; Mucorales; Lichtheimiaceae. The record is from RefSeq and is a predicted model, not a curated record. Bases 1 to 1281 code for a protein of 426 amino acids.